GUUUUGAUGUUGAAGCUUGUGGUUGUGUCUUCUCAUGACUAUGGAGAUGCUUUGACAAAAAGUAUACUGUUUUUUGAAGGUCAGAGGUCCGGAAAAUUGCCUCCUAACCAACGAGUCACUUGGAGGAAGGAUUCGGCUCUUCGUGAUGGCAUUGAGUUUGGUGUUGAUUUGGUGGGUGGCUACUAUGACGCCGGUGACAAUGUGAAGUUCAGUUUUCCAAUGGCGUUCACCACCACCAUGCUUUCAUGGAGUGUGCUGGAGUUCGGAAAAGACAUGGGCUCCGACCUUCCCUACGCCAUGGACUCGAUCCGAUGGGCCACCGAUUACUUACUCAAAGCCACUUCUGUCCCUGGCUUUGUUUUUGCUCAGGUUGGCGACCCCUACGCCGACCAUUUCUGCUGGGAACGACCCGAAGAUAUGGAUACGCCGAGGACUCCUUACGCUGUCAGCAAGCAGUUUCCUGGCUCUGAAGUGUCCGCUGAGAUCGCUGCUGCGCUCGCGGCCUCCUCCAUUGUGUUUAAGCCUCUUGAUGGAGGUUACUCUGCUAGGCUUCUUAAAAGGGCUAGAAUGGUUUUUGAGUUUGCAGAUACUUAUCGAGGGUCUUACAACGACAGUCUUGGACGAUGGGUUUGUCCAUUUUAUUGUAGCUAUAGUGGCUAUGAGGACGAAUUGAUAUGGGGAGCUGCUUGGUUAUACAAGGCAACAAAGUCUGCAUUUUAUUGGAACUAUAUCACUAAAAACAUCAACAAAAUAGAGAACAACAACAACAAUUAUGCUGCUGUUGAUCAUAAUAAUGUGAUUAACUCUAAAAAUAAUAAUAAUGCCUUUCAACGUUAUUCUAGUGGUACCUUUGCUGAGUUUGGAUGGGAUACCAAAUAUGCUGGGAUUAAUGUCCUCAUUUCCAAGUUUGUGAUGAGUGGAAAUGGUUCUUCUUCCAGUAUGUUUAUUAAUUAUGCUGAUAAGUUCAUAUGCUCAGUUCUUCCUGAAUCCCCCUCUCCAUCAGUUUCUUACUCACCAGGUGGACUUCUAUUCAAACCUGGAGGAAGUAACAUGCAACAUUCAACAGCCUUAUCAUUUCUUGUUGUUGUUUAUUCAAAUUACUUGAAUCAAUACAAACGAACUCUUCAUUGUGGAAAUGUUGUAGCCUCUCCAUCUCGUCUUCUACAACUUGCCAAGACCCAGGUGGAUUACAUACUAGGAAGCAACCCAUUGGGGAUGUCCUAUAUGGUGGGUUAUGGCAAAAAGUUCCCACAAAGGAUUCACCAUCGUGGCUCAUCAUUGCCAUCCAUGGCCAACUAUCCACAGGCCAUUGGAUGUGCAAAAGGGAAACAGUAUUUUCAAAGCAACAAUCCAAACCCUAAUUUGCUAAUUGGAGCUGUUGUUGGAGGACCUGAUUUCAAAGAUUCUUAUGCAGAUUCGAGAGUUGAUUUUGUUUAUUCUGAACCAACUACUUAUAUUAAUGCUCCUCUUGUUGGUCUCUUGGCUUACUUCAAAUCUCAUCCUAAUUCAUAGAAACAUUAUUUGG
Messenger RNA from Cucumis melo (muskmelon), 1525 nucleotides. RefSeq names its product endoglucanase 8-like. NCBI's taxonomy places the organism in Eukaryota, Viridiplantae, Streptophyta, Magnoliopsida, Cucurbitales, Cucurbitaceae. Gene Ontology annotation, biological process: carbohydrate metabolic process. Gene Ontology annotation, molecular function: hydrolase activity, hydrolyzing O-glycosyl compounds. The transcript is spliced from 7 exons. The coding region runs from base 7 to 1512 and encodes 501 amino acids. The record is from RefSeq and is a predicted model, not a curated record.